GGGGCAGCUGGACCCGCCCUGGCUCUCCAGAGCACCUGAGACGCUAAGGGAGAGGGGGUGCGGCGGCAGAAAGCCUCCGCUCCCUCCAACCCCCACCGUCGGUAGCCGCUACGGGGCAGGCGGGAGGAAAGAUGAUUGACAGGCCCGCUCAGUGGCUGGGAAGCUAGAGGGAGGGACGAAGAGGGGACGGCUGAGUCUUCUUCUUAAAGUGGUUGGGUUGGGCCGCGGGAACUGCCUUCCCAGGCCUAUUGGCUUCCCUGAAUGGGUUGUUAUGGUAACAAAUGACCGAACAGUCCCUUAUGAAUCGGCCAAUGAGAAGGGCCGUCUUUUCCAGUGCGCCUCCGAACAGUAGAUGUUGCGAAAGUCCGGGUAGAGGCCGGAGAAGAAGGCGGUGCCAGGACGUCCUGCGGAAGGGCCGGGGGCGGGGCUCGUGACGUUGCCGGGCCAGCCAAUCACGCCUGGUUUUAUCAGCGGCCCCGCCCUUUUACCGCACAUUUCCCCUCCCCUAGUUCAUUUCGCACGACGCAGCGGUUGGGAACACAGACAUUUUCGGAGCUGGAGCCGCCACUGCCGCCGCCAUUUUGUGUCUGCGGAGAAAGAAGCUUCUGUGGCGGCUGGAAGUGGACGGAGAUCACCCGCGAGACGGCGGCGUUUCAUACCCGAGGUUCCCCCUGUGUCGUCCCCCAUCCCCCCUCCGCGGUCAGCAUGUGGUGAAGCCGGAGCCGCGAGAGAGCCGGGGAGAGGAAGAGGAGUCGGAAGGGAGGCGGGGUAUCCAGAGCGGCUUCAGCUUCAGCUGCAGCGGACCUCGGAGGGGGGCCGCGGCGCAAUGUCAGAGCAGACGCCGGCCGAGGCCGGUGCUGCGGGGGCCCGGGAGGACGCCUGUCGGGAUUAUCAGUCAUCGCUCGAAGACCUGACCUUCAAUAGCAAGCCGCACAUCAAUAUGCUGACCAUUCUAGCCGAGGAGAACCUGCCCUUCGCCAAGGAGAUCGUCUCUCUCAUCGAGGCCCAAACCGCCAAGGCUCCUUCCUCAGAGAAGCUUCCUGUUAUGUACCUUAUGGAUUCUAUUGUGAAAAACGUUGGAAGAGAGUAUCUCACUGCCUUUACUAAAAAUCUAGUUGCAACAUUUAUUUGUGUGUUUGAAAAGGUGGAUGAAAAUACUAGGAAAAGUUUAUUUAAGUUACGUUCUACAUGGGAUGAAAUAUUCCCUUUGAAGAAACUUUAUGCCCUGGAUGUCAGAGUCAAUUCAUUAGAUCCUGCUUGGCCUAUUAAACCUCUACCCCCCAAUGUGAAUACGUCUAGCAUCCAUGUGAAUCCUAAAUUUUUAAAUAAAUCGCCCGAGGAGCCUUCAACACCUGGUACAGUGGUCAGUUCCCCUAGCAUCUCCACUCCUCCAAUUGUUCCUGAUAUACAAAAGAAUCUUACACAAGAACAACUAAUAAGGCAACAGUUACUGGCAAAGCAAAAACAGUUGUUAGAACUUCAGCAGAAAAAGCUGGAGCUUGAGCUAGAGCAAGCUAAGGCACAGUUGGCAGUUUCUCUUAGUGUUCAGCAGGAAACAUCCAAUUUAGGUCCUGGAUCUGCACCAUCCAAAUUACAUGUUUCACAGAUUCCCCCUAUGGCAGUUAAAGCUCCUCAUCAGGUUCCUGUGCAAUCUGAGAAAAGCCGUCCAGGACCAUCCUUACAAAUUCAGGAUUUAAAAGGAACUAACCGGGAUCCUCGUCUGAACAGGAUAAGCCAACAUUCUCAUGGAAAAGAUCAGAGUCACAGGAAAGAAUUUCUAAUGAACACAUUAAACCAGUCUGAUACUAAGACAAGUAAAACUAUACCCUCUGAAAAACUAAAUUCAUCCAAGCAAGAAAAAAGUAAAUCAGGUGAAAAAAUAACCAAGAAAGAACUUGACCAAUUAGAUUCGAAAUCGAAAUCGAAAUCGAAAUCACCCUCACCUUUGAAAAACAAAUUAUCUCACACAAAAGACUUGAAAAAUCAAGAAUCGGAAAGUAUGAGGUUGUCUGAUAUGAACAAGAGAGAUCCAAGAUUAAAAAAACAUCUUCAGGAUAAGACCGAUGGCAAAGAUGAUGAUGUGAAAGAGAAGAGAAAAACUGCAGAAAAAAAGGAUAAAGAUGAGCACAUGAAGUCAUCCGAACACAGACUGGCUGGAAGUAGAAAUAAAAUCAUAAAUGGCAUUGUACAAAAACAGGAUACAAUAACAGAAGAGUCGGAAAAACAGGGGACAAAACCAGGGAGAUCGAGUACUAGAAAGCGAUCAAGAUCUCGAUCACCCAAGUCUAGGUCACCAAUUAUACAUUCCCCAAAGAGAAGAGAUAGGCGGUCACCCAAACGAAGGCAAAGAAGUAUGUCUCCAACAUCGACACCUAAAGCUGGAAAAAUUCGCCAAUCUGGAGCUAAGCAGUCACAUAUGGAAGAGUUUACACCACCUUCUAGGGAAGACAGAAAUGCUAAGAGAAGUACUAAACAGGAUAUUCGGGAUCCAAGGCGAAUGAAAAAGACUGAAGAGGAGCGACCACAAGAAACUACAAAUCAGCAUUCUACAAAGUCAGGCACUGAACCAAAGGAGAAUGUAGAAAACUGGCAAAGUUCCAAGUCUGCCAAAAGAUGGAAAUCUGGUUGGGAAGAAAAUAAAAGCUUACAACAGGUUGAUGAACAUAGUAAACCUCCUCAUCUGAGGCAUAGGGAGAGCUGGUCAAGCACUAAAGGAAUUUUAUCACCUCGAGCCCCAAAGCAGCAACAGCAUCGAUUAAGUGUAGAUGCCAAUCUUCAGAUUCCUAAAGAGUUAACUCUUGCAAGCAAAAGAGAAUUACUUCAAAAGACGAGUGAACGUUUAGCAUCUGGUGAAAUUACACAGGAUGACUUCCUUGUUGUUGUGCAUCAAAUUCGACAGCUAUUUCAGUAUCAAGAAGGUAAACAUAGAUGCAAUGUACGGGAUAGUCCUACAGAAGAAAAUAAAGGUGGAUUAAAAAAGAAACCUCUCUUAUCUGAUGCUGAAUUAACCUACUAUGAACAUAAAGCAAAACUGAAAAGGACACAGGUUCAGCAUUCAUUUCCAAGACUUGAUCUCUUAGAUCCUGAUAUUUUUGACUACCCUUUGACUGAUGCCUUGUUGUCUGGAAUAGAAUGUGAGCCAUCCAAAAGUAAACAUGCAAGUAGGAAUAGUGGAGCACAGUUUGACAGAAAAGAACAAUUUAGUGAAAGAGCAAGACGUCUUUCUCCUAUAUCUGGGAGUCGUACUUAUGCUGAGAAUCUUUCACCCCAUGAGGGCCGGAGAAGACAUGACGAGCAAGUCUCUGCUAAAGGUGUGCGAGAAGAGCAGAGAUCUCCAUUCAAUGAUCGUUUUCCACUUAAGCGACCUCGAUAUGAAGAUUCAGAUAAACCAUUUGUAGAUAGUCCAGCAUCAAGAUUCGCCGGCCUGGAUACAAAUCAGCGACUUACAGCUUUAGCUGAAGACAGACCGUUAUUUGAUGGACCUAGUAGGCCAUCAGUAGCAAGAGAUGGCCCAACGAAGAUGAUUUUUGAAGGACCUAAUAAAUUAAGCCCUCGAAUUGAUGGACCUCCCACACCAGCUUCUCUUCGGUUUGAUGGGUCACCAGGACAAAUGGGGGGAGGAGGCCCUUUGAGAUUUGAGGGGCCACAAGGUCAGCUAGGAGGUGGGUGUCCUUUGAGAUUUGAAGGUCCUCCAGGACCAGUGGGGACACCUCUGCGGUUUGAGGGCCCAAUUGGUCAAGCAGGAGGAGGUGGUUUUCGGUUUGAAGGUUCCCCUGGUCUGAGGUUUGAGGGAUCUCCAGGUGGUUUGAGAUUUGAGGGACCAGGAGGCCAGCCUGUGGGUGGUCUGAGGUUUGAGGGACAUCGUGGUCAACCUGUGGGUGGUCUAAGGUUUGAGGGACCUCAUGGUCAGCCUGUGGGUGGACUUAGAUUUGAUAAUCCCCGAGGUCAGCCUGUAGGUGGACUUAGAUUUGAGGGGGGUCAUGGUCCAUCAGGGGCUGCGAUUAGGUUUGAUGGACCUCAUGGUCAGCCAGGAGGUGGAAUCAGAUUUGAGGGCCCUUUGCUACAGCAAGGGGUUGGAAUGAGGUUCGAGGGCCCCCAUGGUCAGUCAGUAGCUGGUCUGAGAUUUGAGGGACAACAUAAUCAACUUGGUGGGAACCUUAGGUUUGAGGGUCCACAUGGUCAACCAGGGGUUGGUAUCAGGUUUGAAGGCCCUUUAGUCCAACAAGGAGGUGGAAUGAGGUUUGAGGGUCCUUCUGUACCAGGAGGUGGCCUGAGAAUUGAAGGGCCUCUGGGUCAAGGUGGUCCAAGAUUUGAAGGUUGUCAUGCUUUAAGGUUUGAUGGGCAGCCAGGUCAGCCGUCACUCUUGCCAAGAUUUGAUGGAUUACAUGGUCAGCCAGGUCCUAGAUUUGAAAGGACUCCUGGUCAGCCAGGCCCUCAGAGGUUUGAUGGACCACCUGGACAGCAGGUUCAACCCAGAUUUGACGGUGUACCUCAAAGAUUUGAUGGUCCACAACAUCAGCAAGCAUCAAGGUUUGAUAUUCCUCUUGGUCUUCAAGGCACAAGAUUUGACAAUCAUCCUUCACAAAGGCUUGAAUCAGUAUCUUUCAAUCAGACUGGUCCAUAUAAUGAUCCACCUGGCAAUGCUUUUAAUGCCCCAUCCCAAGGACUACAGUUCCAAAGACAUGAACAAAUAUUUGAUUCACCUCAAGGACCAAAUUUUAAUGGACCACAUGGCCCUGGAAACCAGAGUUUCUCUAAUCCACUUAACAGAGCUUCUGGACACUAUUUUGAUGAAAAAAAUCUUCAGAGUUCUCAAUUUGGAAACUUUGGCAAUAUACCUGCUCCAAUGACAGUAGGAAAUAUUCAGGCAUCUCAACAGGUUCUGAGUGGUGUUGCUCAGCCAGUAGCUUUUGGUCAAGGACAACAGUUUUUACCAGUUCAUCCACAAAAUCCUGGAUUUGUUCAGAAUCCUUCAGGAGCCCUCCCUAAGGCAUAUCCUGAUAAUCAUCUCAGUCAGGUGGAUGUAAAUGAAUUGUUUUCAAAAUUGCUAAAAACAGGAAUUCUCAAAUUGUCCCAAACUGAUUCAGCUACAACACUGUUCCUCUGUAGAGAAUACAUGGAGAAUGGUAUUAAGAAAUUUGUAUGUCUCUUCUUAAUUGAAGAAGUAAGUGAAGUAACUGCUCAGCCUCCCCCUGAAGAGGAGGAAGAUCAAAAUGAAGAUCAAGAUGUUCCAGAUCUUACUAAUUUUACAGUUGAAGAAUUGAAACAACGUUAUGACAGUGUUAUAAAUCGACUGUACACUGGUAUUCAGUGUUACUCUUGUGGAAUGAGGUUUACAACAUCACAGACAGAUGUUUAUGCAGAUCAUUUGGACUGGCAUUAUCGGCAAAAUAGAACUGAAAAGGAUGUUAGCAGAAAAGUCACUCAUAGACGUUGGUACUACAGUUUAACAGACUGGAUAGAAUUUGAGGAGAUAGCUGAUCUGGAAGAACGGGCAAAGAGCCAGUUUUUUGAAAAGGUGCAUGAAGAAGUUGUGCUCAAAACUCAAGAGGCUGCUAAAGAAAAAGAGUUCCAAAGUGUACCUGCUGGACCAGCUGGAGCAGUUGAGAGUUGUGAAAUCUGUCAAGAACAAUUUGAACAAUACUGGGAUGAAGAAGAGGAGGAAUGGCAUUUGAAAAAUGCUAUUAGAGUAGAUGGAAAGAUUUAUCAUCCAUCAUGUUAUGAAGAUUAUCAAAAUACAUCUUCAUUUGAUUGUACACCAUCUCCCAGCAAGACACCAGUUGAAAACCCCUUGAAUAUUAUGUUGAACAUUGUCAAAAACGAAUUGCAGGAACCCUGUGAAAGUCCCAAAGUUAAGGAAGAACGAAUUGAUACACCACCAGCUUGUACAGAGGAAAGCAUAGCAACACCCUCUGAAAUUAAAACAGAAAAUGACACAGUCGAGUCAGUUUAAAUAAAAUGAGAAAGGUAUGUUUUUCUUUUUUAAAAAAGCUGCUGUUGGAUCUAGAAGGUGAAGAAUUUUUUUAUGUAUAUAUAGACAUAUCUAUAUAAAUUGUCUGGCUGAGGCAGGGCCUUCAGCUAUCAUUUGGUUAAUAAAUACAUUUUAGUAUUUGCAUUUCCUACUGCCUGCAGAGUUUCAGGUGCUUGUUGUGUGAAAGUUCUGUAGAUGUGUGCAAAUUUAACAAAAUGAAAUUGUAUGUGUAAAAAUGUACGAUUUUUCACUGUGCAACUGUAAAUUAUAAAUAAAAAAUAUUUUUGCUAUUCAUGGAGUGUAAUAUUUAUGCACACCAUCAAAUAGUUUCUGUACUUUUUAUUGGGUAAAAAUGGAAUUGAACAGCAACCUCAACAUAAGAUUUUUUUUCUAGUAGCCUCCCACUGAUUAAAGAAGCAAGUUUGAAGUUUCAUCCUUCAAAAGGGGGUUCCGAGAGAGCACCGUAGGGCUUUUCUCAAAUAGAAAAGCCAGAUUUUGAAAAAAUUUUAAAGACAAAAUAGGACAUAUUUUGCAGAUAUAUAUAUAUAUAUACACAAACACAUCUCCAGGUAUAGAGAACCAUCCAGAUGUUCACUUUUGAAAGUAUCUAAUGAUGCAAGUUUUAUUCUUGAACUUGGACACUGAUGCCAUCAAACAGUUAACAAAUAUAUUUAAGUACUAAAGGUGAUUUUUUUUAAAAGACUUUUUCAAAUUGUCAAAUGAUUUAAUGCAGAUGAACAUAUUUCUAUUUUAAGUAACGGGAAUCUGUAAGAAUGUUUGCUUGAGAUAUGGUUAACUUUUUUCUUUUGUUGGUUUUGACUUAGAUGGACACCAUGAGAUGUUAAUAUUCAUACAUGUAAUAAAUAGAAUGAUGAAGAAA
Molecule: messenger RNA, 6851 nt
Organism: Pan troglodytes (chimpanzee)
Lineage: Eukaryota; Metazoa; Chordata; Mammalia; Primates; Hominidae
Gene: PCF11
Product: PCF11 cleavage and polyadenylation factor subunit
Exons: 16
Coding region: 827-5953 (1708 amino acids)
Biological process (GO): mRNA 3'-end processing; termination of RNA polymerase II transcription
Cellular component (GO): cytoplasm; mRNA cleavage factor complex
Molecular function (GO): RNA polymerase II complex binding; mRNA binding
Source: RefSeq, a predicted model, not a curated record